Molecule: messenger RNA, 4972 nt
Organism: Malania oleifera
Lineage: Eukaryota; Viridiplantae; Streptophyta; Magnoliopsida; Santalales; Ximeniaceae
Product: protein EMBRYONIC FLOWER 1
Exons: 6
Coding region: 488-4477 (1329 amino acids)
Biological process (GO): shoot system development; negative regulation of DNA-templated transcription; negative regulation of flower development
Source: RefSeq, a predicted model, not a curated record
CUCUCUCUCUCUCUCUCCCCCCACCCCAUCUAUCUCUCUCUCCUACUUUUCCCCCCCCCCCCCUCUCUCUCUCUCUCUCUCUCAUGGGGUUGGGAUGGCAUGAUGAUGGAUGCAUGAGUCAUCAUGAGUCAUGGGGUUAUGGUUCGGGAAGUGGGAUACGGGCGUCUUAUUACUAUUAGCGACGAGCUUAUUACAACAAAACUUUACAUAAAUCUCUCUGUCCGCUCCGCUUCUCUCUCCUCACUCUUCCUCUCUCUCUACUCUCCACACUGUUCCCCUCCCUCUCUCUACUUUCUCGCUCUAAAAGCGAAAAACCAUUAGGGUUUUGCUCGAUUUCGCACUCAAAUUCUGCUGAGCCAGCUGGGUUUCUCCCACAACAGCUCCUAACUUUGGGUUCCCUGAGAGAUGCUCUCUCUGCUGGUGCGGCUUUUACGAGGUGCCGUGAAGAUUCUUUUCCCUCGUGGGCGCAGAUCGUCUCGUUAAUUUGAUGGUCGAGUCCGACCCAGUUGAUACUUUCAACAUGGAGGCAAUUAUGUCAGCGGAGGAGAUCCAUCAUGGAGAAAGAGAUUCUGCUCUUGCAUCCAACUCCAAGAGCUCAACCGUCAAGAUUGACUCGAUAUUUAUUGAUCUUAGUAACACUGAGGAGAAGGCUGAUGCAAAAAGUUGUGAGCAUUUUUCCAUUCGUGGAUAUGUUGCUCAAAUUAGAGAAAAAGACAGGAAGAUUUGUUGGCCAUUUUCUUUUGACGACAAUACAGAAGAGCAAACAUGCACGCUUCCUCCUUUACAUGAUCCCAAAUUCAGAUGGUGGCGUUGUCAAAACUGUCUACAGGAGAUUGAUGCUAAUGAAAGUGCAAAAGAGAAUGGAAUGGGUGCUAGUUGUUGUAAAACUGGAUUUAAAUCCAAAAGCACUUCCACUCGUUUGCAAUCCCAUAGUGGUGUGGGAAUGCCACUGUUAGAUUUUCAGCAAGCUUUGAAGCCAGACAUCAUUGAGGGAAGAAAAGAUGCUGCUAACACUUUCUCUGAUGUUCACAGCAAUAAGUAUAAUCUUUCAUUACAAAGUAUUAGAAAUGAAGGUAAUGUUGAAGGUGCCGAAGCUUCCAUGAUCGCUCAUGAGAAUGGUUUUCAAGAUGUGAUGAACCAGGAAAUUUCCAGGCCAACUUGUGCUGCAAGUGGACUUAAUCCAAGCUUGAUGCAGCAAAUAGUUAAAGAUAGCCCAGGUAUUAAAUUGCAAUGCAAUGGAGUUGUUUUUUGCAAGGCAGACUGUGGAAGUCAUGAAGUUACUGAUACUCAGCCAGCCAUCAGAAACCUCAAGCAGAUGGUUAAUUGUUCGGCCAAAACUUGUCAAACAGAAAAGCAUAUUUCUGUGAGUGGUCAACAUGGAGAUGUAAUGGCAGAUUUUGGGACAUCUAAGGUAGUUGGUGUGGCUAAUGAGGCCUGUAAUGCUGCCAAGGGUCAUGAAAGCAGACAUCCUUCCCUAGAAAUCAAUAAAUGUAGUUAUGCAUUAUCUGCAUCUGAAAGUGAUGAUGAUAUCUUGCAAGAAAACAAUCAACAUCAUGCCAAUGAUAAUUCAAGUGGUUUGCAUUGUAAAAAAACUCGAAAGGUGCGCUUGCUGACCGAGUUGUUGGGUGCAAAAAAAAAUACACGCAGUAAUCACAUUGGGACAGAAGACUCUUCUUCCAAUGCAACGCCUGAUGCAUCUACCAGACCAGAGAAUUCUGUUGCACAAGGGCAUGAAGCAAGGGGCGUCAGGCACCAAAGUAGUAAAAGCAAGAUGUCUCACAAUGAAGAUUGGAGAUCCGAACAGAUGGGUGGGCCAAUAAAUGUGAAAAAAAGGGUUCGGUUCUCCAAGGGAGACGCAGAAUCUGCUGACAUUAACAAUGCAACUGUUGGUUCUGAAUUAGCUGUGAGUGCACCUCCUGAAAUAGGUUUGCUAACUGGUAUGAAAAGUCAUAGCACCAAAAAUAGAAUUGAUAGAAAGUCUAUUCCGUGUAAGAAGAAAUUGAAGAAGGCUCAAGUUGCUGAUGGAUGUUCUUUAUUAUUGCCAUUGUCUGACAUUGUAACCAAAGACAAAAAUCUUGGCAACAUUGGAUAUGCAGAUAAGGACAAUGAUGACCAUCAUGCUUUUUUCAAAUCAGCACGUGAUGAUUCCUAUGACAUGGUGAAUCAUUCAUUUGGAUGUAAUUUGCCUGCACAGUUUACCGAGAAAAAAUCUAGUUCACGUAAGAAGAAGAAAAAGAUACCUCAAGUUGAAGUUGGCCACACUUCUCUAAUGCCUUGUAAUAGUGGAAUUCUCAGUGAAGGUCUAACCACUCGGAAAGAUGUAAAAGUCAUACAAAUGGGGCCUGGAACAUUUCCACACCAGUUAGCCGAAGAUGCAUCACAUACAGAGGGUCUACAUCUUUCCCUUCAAAAGUGCUUGGCUACACAAAGAAAUAAUAGAAACUAUAUUUCCCCAAUUGAAGAUGGGCUAGAAUUUCUACUGCCACAGCAACAGAGCAUUCCCAGUGAACAUCAGAUUAUGAUGAAAAAUGUAAAUAACGAGUAUUUUGGAAAUUCAAGUGUUUCUUUUGCAUCUGCACCAGAUGCAUUUUUGGGGAGACAAGGAUGUGAUGAUCUGAGUGCCAAGAACAAUAGCAAGAGAAUGUCUUUUUUCAGCGGCAGCCGGAAUUGCACCCCUCAGACUGAAGGCGAGGCCUUUCCUUUAAUGAGGAAAAAGGAUUUGUCAGCCACAUACAGAAAUGAGAAACUUGCUGGAGCUAAAGAACACUCAGAUAUUACAAAGAGUGGUGUAAGGGUCAAUAAGGUGCUUCAUCAAGGAGCUUUAGAUGACAUACCAAUGGAAAUUGUUGAACUUCUGGCAAAGAAUCAGUAUGAGAGGCGUCUUCAUGAUGCUAAAAAUGAUCAUUAUCUGUUAGGGACAACCAGUAACAGAAGGAAUGCCAAGACAUUGGAUUUUUUUGAAGUAAAUGGGAAUGGAGCACUGAGAUUGUUGCCAGAGCAAAAUCCCCAUUUGCAAAAAAAUCAGUCUACUACUAUGAGAAAUGGCAUAACUACAACAGAUGAAACUGCGCGACCCAACAAACAAAAGUCAGUUAAUUUCUUUUCUGACAAUAGAAACCAUUUUAGUAUGAGCAAAUUGGAAGAAACUCAUGCCUCUUCAGUGUUCUCCCCAUUUUCACAGUUUCGGGAUAAACAAUCAAGUGGUGUCCAAUUUUCUGCCCUUGGUCCUAACAGAAGUUGCAGUGCUCAAAAAUGUAGAUUUAUUGGGGAUACAGUUGGGCAGAGGUUCUCACAUACUGUUUUGCAGGGCUCAGAAGCAUAUAACACAUGCCAGACUCCUUUGCAUAAGAAAGAUGAAGCUGGAUGUGUUUGGUCCCACAUGCUGCCAAAGGAUUUGCAUUUUGGACUUGACAUUCCUCAGACGCACCCUACUCAUUCAAGUAACAUGGACAUGCUUUCAAAACGUACUGGUGCAAUGCAAAAAGGGAAAAUAAAUGGGGGUCAUGACCUGGAUAUUUUGAAUUGGAAAUCUGCUAACCCUGAAAAGCUGGAUAGGAACUUGACUUCUGAAACUUUCAACAGGACACAUGCAGGAUACCCAUCCAGCUGCAAACCCAAGGGAAUUGAGCAUCAUCCAAAGCUGAUGGGAUCAUUAGAUCUAUAUUCUAAUGAAACUAUACCAGCAAUGCAUUUACUCAGCCUGAUGGAUGCAGGGGUGCGGUCAAAUACAACCUUCAAUAUGGAUGGAAACCAGAAGUUACUCAAGAAACCUUCCUUUUCACAUGAUCAUUACUCUAAGGAGUUUACCAGUCUGGGGUGGUCUGGAGCAUAUAAGACUGGUGAAACCUCACAAUACCCACCAUCUGAAUUUUGCAGUAAGAAUAACCUUCCAGAGAAAAUUUGUGAGUGUUCGCCUGCUGGUCCUGCUGUUUGUUCCUUCGAUUCAUUUCAAACUAAUAUAAAUUUUAAAGGAGAUGCUGAUUAUGCAGAUCAAGUUUUCUUGAAAUCUAGUAGGGAAGGGAAAUUAAGUUCUCGUUCGCCCACACAGAAGAGAGGCCAUAGACCACGAAAAUCUUUGUCUACAAGUUGGGGUUCAGGCCCAAAUCAGGGAACUGUUCCUGUUUGUGGAAUGCAGAAAACGUUCUUUGAUGAUUCAGAUUCUAUGGUGUUUCCUUGGCAAUAUCAUGCACCUGAUAAUUUGAUGAAGAGUAUAGAAUUGCCAGCCAACAGUAACAGCAGAACUGUUUGGUCUAUGAGAAGCAUGUCUGAGACUGAAACCUGCAGUAUUAACAGAAAUCCUGCUGAUUUUAGCAUGCCAGAAGCAGGGAAUGCAUACAUGAUUGGUGGAGAAGACCUAAAAUUUGGGAAGAAAACUCCUGGGGAUAGUUCUGGUUUUGUCAAUUUGGAUGGGCUCAAGCGCCAGAAGACUAGGAAGCUAACAGGGAUAAAAGAGCAUGCAAGGCAUCAAACUUCAUGAAUGUUCCCUGAUCUUGUCUGCAUGUCAGAAUUAAAAAUCUUUAUGCAUGUCUUUUGGCACGCUGCUGCUUCAGAGAGUUUCAUGAAAUCUCAAAAUUCCUCAUUGAUUUUCGAAUGGGCAUGUAUGAAUUUUCAGUGUUUUGAUCUGUUGAUCAAAGUUUAUGUAUGCACAUUCCACCAGGAAGUAGAGGUGGUACGGGAUAGAUUUGGGGCUUGUUGCAUGUAAUCAUCAAUAAGUGAGCUCUUGUGAAUAUACUUCUUGUUGUAAUUUAGUGUCAUAAUUUACUUGGGGAAAGAAAUUUGCUUCUGAAAAAGAUAUUUGGAAUUCAGACUUUGGCAUAUCACACUAUGGAUGUGAUUGUCUCAUUUGAAUCAUUUAUGUUCAUUUUUUUCUUUUUUCUUUUUUUUCUGAAAGUGUUUAAGAGACUUUUGUAUGUGGGACACAUUUGAAAUAUAAAAUCCUCCAUGUGGGUGUACAUACGCACUUAUUUUCGUC